GGGAGACCCGGCACUACAUUUCCCGCCUUCCCCUCGGGCGGGCCCCGUGACCCAGGGCGCCUGGCCCAGCUGAGAGCAGAGGGAGCGGUGAGUGCCGCCGCCGCCGCCGCCCGCCUGCUGGCUUCGUCCCUCCCGGCUGCCUCUUCCCUUCGGCCCCGGGGUCCCGCCGCUGCUCCUGCCGCCGCCCCCACCUGGGCAGCCCCGCGGCCCCUUCCUCCCGCGCGCGCCCCCGGCCAGGCCGAAGGAGGGCUGCUGAUCCGAGCGGGAGGCAGCGGCGCUCCCGAAGGCCGGCUGCCGGAGACCGAGGGGGCGGGAGGGGCUCGGGUUUCCCCUAAUGGGCGCCCGGUUGGCCACUGUGAGAAGGGGGCGCGCCGGGCCCCCCCCCCUUUGGCCUGAUCCAGCGAGACUCUUCUCGGGUUCAAGGGGAGGAAAGGGGCACGUGCCAAAAUUCAUCCUCUCAAACCACUUGGUUUUCAAUGGCUUUUAUCGCGCGUCGGCGGGGGGGGGGGGCGUGUGUUGGGGAUAUGGACAUAUUGCCGGGGUGCAACCAGAGAGCAAUGAUAAGGAGCGGAGCGGAGCAGCGGUUGACUCUCCUGCUUCUUCCCGAGGCCUCUUGCUGAUCUUUGUCUUUCUUGGGCUCUGGGAGGAAGCUGAGCUUCAGUAGUUUGCCCCUCAGCUGACAGAGGAGAGGCAGGGUGGGGGGCAGUGCCCUGGAGGGAGCGUGGAAGCUGCCGUGGUGACAAGCUCUCCUGCAGCAUCAGUACUGCUAGGUUUACUAUGUUGCUGCCUAAUGGCAGCCCCACACACCUUCUGUGUGUCUUACAGCAUGGCUACAGUUGUGAAGUUAAAGUUUACUCUGUGUUGUCCCAUGUGUUCCAAAAACAGGUAAUCCCUUCAGUUGCUGUGCCUCAAACCAAGUCCUGUAUAUUGCAGAACCCCAGAAGAGCCCGGCUGGUUCAGGGCAGUGGCCCGUCUGAUCCGGCAUCCUCUUCUCAAAGUGGGAAGCCUGCACAACCAGAGUGCGGCAGUAUUCUCCCCACACGCACCUGGCAUUUAGAGGCACAUUGUCUCCAGCAGUGGUGGCAGAAUAGCAGCAGUUGUGGCUGGUGGCCAUUGAUAGGCUUCUCCUCCUCCAAAAGGGGAAAAGCAGAAUGAGGGCAUCUGUACUGUAAUCCAGCAUUACAAGUUGUUCACAGGCAUUGCCCGCUCUGGCCUGUACAUCCUCCUGAUGCCUUCAGGCACCCAUUGUAGUGACCUCCACAUGUGGGACUCCCAGCUCCAGCCAGUAUGGCCAGUGGUCAGGGACAAUGGGGGUUGUAACUCAGCAAUACGUGGUGUUACCCCUGCUUCAGAAAACCAGAGCCACUGGAAUAGGGGGAUCCUGCCACAAACCAUAGCCUUGGUUGCUAGUAUUCUGAUGUGGUAUUUGUGUUAUUCACAUCGCCUUAGAAUUUGACUCCCUCCAUCCACCCCACACUCAGCUGGUGAUAGCCUGUCUUCAUCCUCCUCGCUUCAGCUCCCUUCAUGGAAUUGGAGCCUUCCCAGCCUGGCCUUAAUUACCUUUACAGUUCACACUUGGAGUAUUGGUCAGACUUGAUAAAGAGGGUGAUGGCAUCUACGUUGGUCUAGAAAUAAAAAUAUGACUAGAAGGAGGCAAGAGAGAGGCUUUUGAAAUCAUGAAUGGUGUAGCAAGAAAGGUGUUUCUUCUCCCAGGUUCGUCUUCUCUCAGAACACUAGAACUUGAGAGAGGCAUAUGAGACAUGAUAGCAAAAAGGAACUUUCUGCUUCAGAGGCAGGACACCUUUGAAUAGCAGGUACUAGUGAGGAACAAUGAGGAGUGCCUGUUGCUUUGCUCUUUUCCUUUCUAAAAGUUAUUGGAAAUGCAUAAAAUGACUACAUACAAAUGCAAUAAAACAGAGAAUACAGUACAAAGCAACACAUAAUGUAACAAUAGCAGUUCCAAAGCAGCUCAAAAAACCAGCCACAAUGUGUUGAUUAAAACCUGAGGAAAUAAAAUAGGUUUUUAACUACCUGCGUAUAUUAUAUGAAGCUGGUGCCAGGCAAAUGUUUUUCUAGGUAAAGGUAAAGGGACCCCUGACCAUUAGGUCCAGUCAUGACCAACUCUGGUGUUGCGGCGCUCAUCUUGCUUUAUUGGCUGAGGGAGCCGGCAUACAGCUUCCGGGUCAUGUGGCCAGCAGGACUAAGCUGCUUCUGGCGAACCAGAGCAGCACACGGAAACGCCGUUUACCUUCCCGCCAGAGUGGUAGCUAUUUAUCUACUUGCACUUUGACAUGCUUUCAAACGGCUAGGUGGGCAGGAGCUGGGACCGAGCAAUGGGAGCUCACCCUGUCACGGGGAUUUGAACUGCCGACCUUCUGAUCAGCAAGUCCUAGGCUCUGUAGUUUAACCCACAGUGCCACCCGUGUCCCUACCAUGUUAUUUUACAUGGUCUUAAAACAUUGGCAGGCCAUAUAGGUUCUCUACAACAGUUUUGUGAGGCUGGUGGGAGAGCUUUACUUUCUUUUUCCUUUACGUAUAAAAAAAAGGAUACCAGGUUUCAGCAAAGGUAUUUUCCUUUAUAACCCCAUUUGCAAAUCUUCUAAGCCCAGUUAGUUGUCCUGAACUAGCUGUAUCCCAAAUCAUUGAACCACAUCUCAAGGGGUAGCUGUUGCCUUCCUGGUUGGCUGGUGAGUUUCCCAGAAAAAAUUGUCUGUCACCCUUGGGGGAAAAUUGCACUCUGUGGCCCCUGGGCUAGGAAUGUCCUUUGGACUCUUCAUAUGGAGAGCUGCGCUUUGUUCUGGUCUUCACCUCUAUUAUAGACUUGGUUGCCUGUGGCAAGAAUUGCCUCCAGGCAAUAGAACAAUGAAAUCUUUUAAAGCAGAAAAUCUUUCAAUUGUGCCUACCCCCUUUCACACUAUUGUAAACCACUUAGAGGUUAUUGUAGUUAAGCAGCAUGCAAAUUGUUUAAAUAAGUAAGUAAAACGUGGGCAGGCAGGUAUGUAUGCGAUAUAUUUGUAGGCAACUUACAGUUUGAGAGAUUAUUCACAAGAUUGGCCUAACCGGCAAACAGGAGUAAAGUUGCAGAAAGAGGGGGUUAAUAUUCCAACCUGUUAUAGAGGAAAAAGGUGAAGAUGAAUUUGUCCCAAUGUCGUCAUGGAACUUGCUGCUUGUAGGUACCCCAGCUUAAGCUCUGCUGCUAUAAGCAUCCAGUUUAUUGGUUGUUGUAAUGCUUCUUCUUUUGCACAGCGUUUCCUGUAUCCAUAGAUGUAUUGGCAUCAUGGAAGAGGUGGACAAGAUCCUCAUACAUUCCCUUCGCUUCUCUGGGACGUAAGGCCAUCUUUAUGCUGCCUGUACUUCUUCAUAGUAGUGGGUGGGUGUGGUGAGAAGUCAGGUACUCUGGUGCGUGGUGUCCAUAGGCAAUCAUGGGUUUGGUGGACAAAGACAGAAAAGGGUUUGGAAGCAUGCCUUCAUGCAGGAUUUGACGUAGGGGUGUAGGGUGGCUGGCUGCUGUCUCCUAUGGGAUUUCACAGGCCUGGAGCCUAAAAAGCUGAAGUCAGUUUCUAGAAAUUCAGAAUACUUUUCCUGCUGUGAACUCUAAUAAAGCAAAGGCUGUGGUCCAGGGAAUGGGGUUUCACAGGAGAGCUAAUAGACCCAGAAGCUCAUGCCAGGGCUUUCUCUUAGGCCAGGCAAGAAAUUAAUUGGGGUUAAAAACUUACGGCUUUUGCUGUGUUCCAUUGGCUCUUUGUUUUUGCUUGGGGAAUCAUGCUUUCUUGCCGAUGCUUUGGCUCCAGCUGGGUGUUUCAUGGCUUCUCAGAGCUUCGUGGGAGCAAGCAAUUGGCAGUUGCCUAGUGACCAAGGUUGGAUUAAUCAAUGGUAUUGCAGAAGCUCAUAGAUGGCUCUGUGACUCCCUUUGAACAGCAGUAAUAAUGUCCAUGUGUAUUAUUGUUUAUUUAAUUUGUUCACCACUCUUCAUCCACAGAUCCCCGGGUAGUUCACAGCAUAACAUUACAAUAGAAAAACCACAUACUACAUAUUGGAAUUAGAACAAGAACAAACCAAUAACCCCCCCCCCCCCACAACACAUUUAAAAGGGCAUUUAAAAGGCCUGGUUGAUGAGGAACGUUUUCUCCUGGAGGCUAAAGGUAUAUAAUGAAGGCGCAGCCAAACCUCCCUAGGGAGAGCAUUCCACAAAUGGGGAGCCACUGCAGAGGAGGCCCGUUCUCAUGUUGCCACCCUCCAGACGUCUGAUGGAGGAGGCACACAAAGAAGGGCCUCAGAAGAUGAUGUAAGGGACCAGGUAGGUUCAUAUGUAGAGAGGCAGUCCUUAAAGGAUUGCUCACUGGGGCAAGACAGUUUGAGCUUAUUGCAGCAAUUGUUGCCCAACUGCACUGGCUGCCAGGGAGUUUCUGAGCCCAACAUCUACAUGAAACUGCUGAGUGGGGUCAUCUAGGAGGCUUAUUCCCCGUGUGCGCGCACAUAGGACUAUAGCCUUAGCCACCACUGCUACACCAACUCUUCUCUGAAGAGGCUCUUGGCAGUACAGGUAGUCAGUUGCCUUCUUGCAGUUCAGGGCCCUGGGAAAUUAUUAUUAAUAUUAUUAAUAUUAUUACAUUUUGUUGUUUUAUCUUGCCCAAAGUGACUUACAACCAAUGAAACAAACAAACACCCCAGUUUAGAUACAUUCAAACCAAGCAGACUGUAUCCCAUGUCCCCACAAGCUGCUUAUUGGACAAGUGGUACAAUGGCAGCAGAGUCUUAGCAGCAGAGGACAAAUUGCAAAAAAGUAUGGCAGUUGGCAAGCCAUUCCCAUGUUCUUCCAUCCUACUGAAUGGAGUGGAAGAUGUAGGCUCUUCUGUUGCAGUAAAGGAAAAUGGUCAGUGCAGGGGACUAUAAUCCCUGCAUCCUUCUCCCCUUCCAGGGAUAUCCCAGAGGAAGUGCAGAGCAUCCGGGAGUUUACCACCGAGUUGAUAGUUGAAUCUGUGGUGCGAUGUCUUCGUGUCAUCAAUCCUUCUGUGGGGUCAAGUCUCUGCCACGUCCUGCCUCCAGGGAUGUCUGCUCGCUUCCGAAUUGGCAUGAGCCUAGCGCAAGCUUGCCAGGUAACUACAACUGAACCAGGGUGUGGAUGCAUUGAACAAAGCAGGCUCUUCAUCUCUGAAAGUUUGUGCAGUGGUAGAUAGUCUCUCAUUAAGUGCCAUGAGUUCUGGGCUUGAAGGUGUUGUGAGAAAUCUGGUGUAGUAUAGAAUUUUGUUUGCUGGAAAAGCAAGCUUCUAGGUCUCAGGGUGGAAAGCCAUGGGCCACUUUUGUUAAAGGAUCCAGAAGUGGCUGGUCCGUGACCUCCUGUUGUGUUUUCCUGCCCUAUCCAAAAAAAAUUCUGGCACUCAAGCAAGAAACCUAGAUUGUGUUCACAGCAGACAGUUGUGCAGUUGACAAAAGGUUUUUGUUUUGUUUUUUAGCAACAUUAAAUUAUCUUCUCCUCACAUAAAUAUGGCCCAUGCCACUAUGGUGCCUCUAUCCACCUCAGAGAAGUUAUUGGAGAAAUGCUAGCAAGACUGUGUACUUGAAUAAUAACCCAAAUUCUGUGACAAGAAAAGCAGAGAUGUUUUACUAAAUUUGCAUAAUUAUUACAUUUUCAAGUUGCCUUUUCUAACUAUUUUGUUUAAUUUAUUCUGCCUUUGCUCAUCUUUGUGGCCAGGAGCUAAACAAGGCUCAGAAGCUCAAUCCCCUCUGGCUUUAGAAAUUUCUGAUGGCCUUGAACAUUCACAUUUUUAAUAGCCAUAAGGGCUAGAAACUUGCAACAACAACAGCAAAAUGCAGAGAAUCCAAGGGCAGAACUAAACAUGACAAGUAGUAGACACUGUUCUUUUCAUAUUUCUCAUGAUCCUGCCAUUUCUCUCUGUUGCCAGCUCACUUCUGGUAUCUGUGCUGGAAACAGGGAGAAGUAGCUGGAGCAAAUGACUAUAGGGAAGUGAGGCAUGGGAAGGGUUUUCAGCUCUCCUUUUACUAUUAAAUAAAAAUGCAUUUCUGUUAUGUGAACGAGUAAGCGAAUAAUGGCUGGUCUGCAUUGUUGCUUAAGGACAUGCAGAGUAUCCCCCUGUCUCCCUCCUGCUUUCUGUAGAGAAAGUCUGUAAUAUCCUCACUAUGACUUCUCUGAGUGGGGUUUUCCUUUUGAGGGUGGAGCAAGGUGGGAUAUUAUUGGGCACCUCCAUUCCCAUCCCAGACAUGGAAAAUGUGGGCUUGUCUUGCAGGGUUGCUGUAGGGGUUAAAACAAAAAUUGUGUUUGAAUACUUCAAAGCACCACAUAAAUGCUAAGUUAGGAAGCCACUUGAGCAUACUUCAGGCCAAUUACCGUAGUUUGCUUCACAGUAUCAAAUGGUGGUGCUUAUGCCAAACCUCCUUGCACAUAGAUAACUAGCAUGCCAGGGAGAAGGGUCAACUUGGCUUUCUCCCAGAGGUGUUGUUUCAUUUGUAUGUGUAAAAUAAACUUCCAGACAGACAGUGCUCACCCAUCCCUUGCAAACCAUGUUACCGUUAUGGCUGUUGCUCUGAGGUCAUAGGAUAUGUUGCAAGGGGAGGCGAGGAGAGGGCAUUGGGUGUUGGGAAAGAGUAGAGGAAGGGAAAGUCAGCUGGCACUGAGGGAGGAGGAGGGAGAAGCUGAGGGGAGCAUAGCUGUCAACUUUCAGAUUUGAAAAUAAGGGAUCAGCAGCCUCACCUGUCCUGGGAUAUCUAACAAUCCGGGAUAGCAGUGGGAAGCAGCAGGAAACAGCACUGAAAUAAGGGAAUUUCCCGCAAAAAAAAGGGAAGGUUGAUAUCUAUGGAGGGGGUGGGGAGCAGAGAAGGAAGCAGAGGAAGAGUUGGCAAUUUCUGUGCCAAAACCGGGCCUAAACCCCAGCUGAAAUGGAUCCAGAAAAUCAGUUUCUUCCAAAAGCACCUGGAUCUGGUCUCACUUCAGAACCUUGCCCAGGAAAGGAAGACUAGCAACUGGCCAGUAGUUAGUUAGGUUUUCCGAAUCCAGGGAAGGUUUCUUAAGGAGCGGUUUUACCACUGCCUCCUUCAAACAGGCAGGGACCACCCCCUCUUGUAAAGAGGCAUUGAUCACCUCCCUGGCCCAGCCAGCUGUUCCCUCCCUACUGGUUUUUAUCAGCCAGGAGGGGCAAGGGUCCAGAGCGCAAGUGGUCGCCCUGACUGAUCUGAGCACUUAUUUCACAAAUAGGGCACCAUGACGCUUUCUCCUUUGCCCAUUGCUACCCACCAAAGUUCAGAUAGUGGGGAGAGACUUAGCAAGGUCUCAGGCUGACUGCAGAGUUCUGGCAGGCUUUUGUGGAACCUGAGGGCCCCCCCCCCCCCCCAGCCAUGCAGAGCUUUGUCAGUCAGCUAGCAAGUCGUGAGAGACAACAGACAGGAUGGCCACAUGGACAACAGGUGUUUGAGUUUUGUGUGUGUCUGCUUUUUCUUUUCUUAAUAGUUCUCAUUGAAAAUUGGUUAUGUUAACUGCUAGAAAUAUUUCUAAUAUCCAUGGGACUCAGCGAGCAAUUGCCAAGUUGUCUUUCAUCAUUCAUUGUUGAGAAGCAGUUGCAUGGCAUUACAGUUCACAAAUAGCUUGAUUUCGCAGGACUGGCCUUCCAUGGUCCUAUCCUGGCAGCCUCUUGAGAGUUCUCAUGUGAGCGCAAGCACCUUGGACUGUUGCACCAGGGAAGCAGGGCUCCUGGUCCUUUGAGCCAGCUUGGAACACCUUUAUUUUAGAUGCUCCAUCUCUCUUCAAACCAGGCACCAAAGAGCCUCUCUCCUCACCUUUACCCAGCAGGCCACUCCCACUCAGCCCCACUGUGGGACUGACAUGUUACCUUCCAUCAUUUAGGACCUGGGAUAUCAAGGGGAAGUUGGCUAUCAGACCUUCUUGUACAGCAAUGAGCCCGAAAUCCGACGUCUCCUGCUCUUCCUGGUAGAGAAGCUCCCACGCGAUUCCUCGGAGGAUGCCAACCAGCCUGUGGGUAUGGAGGAAACUGGGCAAACACAGGUCCCGGGCACAGGGAGGCCAAGUGGUGGCAACUUCUCUAACCUGCUGUGUCCUUGCAGGGAAAUCAACGACACUUCACAGAGCCAUUGCUGCUGCCAUCAAAGAGCAACUGGCGGUCCCCUGGGUGCCCCCUGCCUGCCGUACCCCCCGCUUGCAGCUCUUACAGGUGUGCUUCCUCACCCCUCUUAUUAGGUUAAUGGCCCCACUCCUCGGGUUCAUGGCUUCAUAAGCAAGAUCUGUUGCUGAAGUUUUAUUUCUAAGACUCUUGACUUCCUUAAAAAUGAAAGCCUUUCCAGUCCUCAUGUUGUGGAGAAAUGCAGAAAACCUUUGCAAAAGGUCAUUGUGGAUUUUGGGUUCAUAUGACUAUCUAGGGUCUGGUCUGAACUGUUGGGGCUUUUUUUCCUUGCCGAUAGAUUUUUUCAUAAUCUGCAGAAACCCAAAUACUGACUUCUAAGGGACGCGGAUGGCGCUGUGGUCUAAACCACUGAGCCUAGGGCUUGCUGAUCAGAAGGUUGGUGGUUCGAAUCCAUACAACGGGGAGAGCUCCCAUUGUUUGGUCCCUGCUGCUGCCCACCUAGCAGUUCAAAAGCACAUCAAGUGCAAGUAGAUAAAUAGGUACCGCUCUGGCGGGAAGGUAAACGGUGUUUCUGUGCGCUGCUCUGGUUCGCCAGAAGCGGCUUAGUCAUGCUGGCCACAUGACCCAGAAGCUGUCUGCGGACAAAUGCUGGCUCCCUUGGCCUAUAGAGCGAGAUGAGCACCGCAACCCCAGAUUGUCCGCAACUGGACCUAACGGUCAGGGGUACCUUUACCUUUGCCUUUAAACAAACCAUGCAGAAAUAUGUAAAUCAAUCAAAUUUCUAUGCAUCCAUUGGUAUAUCUUAAACAAGAUAUUGCUGUAUUUUUCUUAUUGAGUAUGUAAACUCCUUGAGCAAGUAAUUCAUUUUAUAACCCCACUCCUGUUUUAUAUUUCCACCUGUUUUAUAUUUCUCUUUCCAGAACCUGUAAGCCCCAAACCUAUUUCCUUUUACAGUGUUCCUUAUCUUUCAGUGGGCUGAAUGCUGUUUCAGACUCUCUCCCCUCCCCCCUUAUCCUUGCUAGGGUUCUUGCCUGCUGAAGCGAUUCCAAGCUCAACACUUGGUCCUGCCUCGAGAGUCGGACCCCUUUUGGGGGAAGGUGCCCCCAGGUGAGUUUUGCCCUGUAGCUGGGUGGGGGUGGGGGAAUAAGUAAAAUGGAGGGCAUGGAAUGGCAGGUUUUUCCUGUUCUCCAUUUGUUUAUUUCCCUCCCACUCAUGUAAGGUUGCAAUCAUGUAUGCAAAGCCAGCAUAAAUUUGGGGCCCACUUAGUUCCUGCAUGGAACCCCUCUUGAUAUGUCUAGACUUGUACGGCAUUGUUUUCUUGCAACAAAUCUCUGCCCUUCCCCUCAGAUCCCCUUUGAAUAGAAAAGAAGAGGGUUUUCCAGAGUGCUGAGAGUCCCCCCAAGUUAGGGGAGGCCCUUUUUUUAGCCUCUCAGGGGGAGAUCCUAGAGUAGCUACCCAAAGGGCUCCUCUUGCAUCCUGCCGUUCAUGGCUGGGUAGAUGGUGCCACCAGCAGUAUGUCCUUGGUGGAUCUUUGGCAAUUGCAUUCUGGGAGCAUGUGCGUACGUGGGAUUGUGAAUAAUAAUGAUGAUGAUGAUUUUAUUAUUUAUACCCCACCCAUCUGGCUGGGUUUCUCCAGCCACUUUUGAAAGAAAUGCCAUGCCAAUUUCCAGUAUUUGUUCUUGCAAUCAGCUUCCCCACCCAUGGGUGUCUGGCCAACUGAAAAUCAGAGCCAAAAAAACAUUUACUUGUUUUUCUUCUACUUCUUCAUCGUAUUUAUUUUAUUUUGCAACACAAACACACAUAACACUAAAGAAAAGGAAAAAGGAAACUUAAAAAGGAAAUACAAAAACCAGUACGAACCAAAUAAUGAACAUAUAACCAUAUUUGAGUUCUUCUUUUCUUCUAGUUGACUUCCUUCAUCCUCAGCACGGUUCUACUUUCAUAUUUAGUAAACUGUUUCCUUCUCACUUCAUCCCCCCCCCCUUUUUUUUCUAUUUUAAGCUUUCACACCAUAAUUAGUUUUGUAAAAGUUAAUCAAAACAAGUCCAGGUAUUAAUCUGUAUUUUCCCUUCUUUUUGUAAUUUUUGUUUAGACUGACCCCUAUUUGCAUCUGUCAUUCUAGCCAACUUAAUGUAAUAAUAGAGAAUAAUAGAGAAAUUAAUAGAAGAAGGAAAAACAAUAGAAGAACCCAAAGAAAUUUGCGAAAAAUUUGCAAACUAUUAUAGGAAACUAUAUCAAGAAGAGAUGGAAAAAUACUUAGCACAGAACAGACUUCCAAUGAUAGCUUGUGGAAAAAUUAAGCAAUUAAACUUACCAAUAACGAUGAUGGAGGUGCAACAAUCAAUUUCAAAAGCAAAGACAGGAAAAUCUCCAGGUAUGGACGGCCUGUUGGCAGCAUACUAUAAGAAAUUAGAAGAUACACAGUCAGAACCAAUGAAAACAGUCAUGAAUGAAAAGAAGGAAGAAUACCAAAAUCAUGGGAAGAAGCGUACAAAAAAAUAUAUAGAAAGGACCCUCAAAUUUGGAAAAGUGGCAGGAUUUAAAUUAAAUAAAAAUAAAAAUAGCAACUUAUUUAAGGAUAAUUAUAUAAAUAUCUGGAAAGAAAUUAAAAGGGAUCUAAAGAUUUGGAACAAGCUAAAAUUAUCAUUCUGUGUAGGAAAUCAGUAGUGAAAAUGAAUGUGCUUCCUAAAAUGAUGUUUUUAUUUCAAAUGAUACCAAUUAUUGGAGAAGUAGGAUGUUUUUAUUGGAGAGGUAGGAUGGCAAGAGAUUUAUCAAGAUUUAUUUGGCAGUAUAAAAAACCAAGAAUUAAACAAAAAUUAUUAAUAGAUAAUAAAAAUAGAGGCGGAUUGGCACUACUUGAUCUAAAUUUGUAUUAUGUUUUGGCCUGUCUAAACUGGUUAAAAGAAUGGAUGAUAUUACACAAUGUAGACUUAUUGGACUUAGAAGGGUUCGACAGCCGUUAUGGGUGGCAUGCCUACCUAGGACAUGAAAAGGUGAAAGUCCACAGAGGAUUUCUUAAUCCUAUUAUAAGAAAGUUGAUAUAUAGAGUAUGGGGAAAGUAUAAAGAGUUAUUAGAGCCCAAAACGCCCUAGUGGCUCUCACCCUUAGAGGUGAUGGCAGUGAAAAGGAAAAAUAAGGAAUCGAACUGGGCCACGUAUAAGGAUUAAUUUGAAGAAAAAGAUAACAAAUUGAAAUUGAAAAAUUAUGAGGAAAUAAAGCAUUGCCUGACAGGGUGGAUUCAGUACCACCAACUAAAUACAGUGGUACCUCGGGUUACAUAUGCUUCAGGUUACAUACGCUUCAGGUUACAGACUCCGCUAACCCAGAAAUAGUGCUUCAGGUUAAGAACUUUGCUUUAGGAUGAGAACAGAAAUCGUGCCCCGGCGGCACGGCAGCAGCAGCAGGCCCCAUUAGCUAAAGUGGUGCUUCAGGUUAAGAACAGUUUCAGGUUAAGAACGGACCUCCGGAAUGAAUUAAGUACUUAACCCGGGGUACCACUGUAAGGUGUUCAAAGCAGAUUUAAAAAAAGGUUUUGCAAGUGAAAUUUCAAUAUUAGAUAAAGAAUUAUUACAAAAUAAGACAAAGGCAAUUUCUAAAAUGUACGGAAUCUUAUUGGAAUGGGAUGGAUGAAUAAGUAAAACAGGUAAUGAUCAAACGGGCUGCAGAUAUAGGUAAACUGAUUCAGUUAUCAUCAUGGGAAAAAUUAUGGAAGGAGAGUUGGAGAUUCACAGCUUGCGAGGUGAUAAAGGAAAACUUGUUAAAGAUGUUUUACAGAUGGUAUUUAACACCAAGCAAAAUAUACAAAAUGUAUAAAACAAAAUCAAAAAAGUGUUGGAGGUGCAACCAAGUAGAGGGGACGCUACUACAUAUGUGGUCAUGUGACAAAAUUAAGGGCUUCUUAUUGGGUAUACUAGAUUCAGCUAUCACUAGGGAAAACAAGAAAAUAUUCCGUUACACAACAGUGGCAGUGAGAACCCUAAUUGCAAAAAAAUUGGAAAAAUGAGACGGCACCAACAAAAAAAGAAUGGCAAGAAAAAUUAUUUGAUUACAUUGAGUUGGCUAGAAUGAAAGAUGCAAUUAGGGGUCUGUCUAAACCAAAAAACAUUUUAUCCCUAGAAUCCUGAGAGUAUGUCCUGCUGAGUCCAGUGGUCCUUAGUCCCAAGUUAGUGCACAUAGGAUUACAGUGUAAAGGACUGUGAACGCCCUAUAAACCUCUGGGGACCCUUGAAAAACCCUUUAAAAAACCAGCAGCACUUACCAGACUGGCAUGAAUGGUGGCAGUGGUGGCUCUCAGUCUUCGACGACACUGAAGGAUUAUGUGGAAACAGCAAGGCAGGUAGAUCAGUCCCCCAAAGUGCUUGGCUGUGGGGCAGAUUUACUUGCUGCUGGUGGUAUUUUGCUCUUUUCAGGCUGUUUUUGCCCUUUUUGCAGUUUAAAUUGAUUUUUUAAAUUAUUUCCCAGCACCACAUGUAUAUGUGGUCAUGCGUGAGUUGAAUGCAUGUAGGUGGGGAAACACCUGUAAAUUCCUUUCUCUAUAAACACGUAAUUUUUGGUCCAAUUCGCCAUUUCUGAAUGAGGAACUUGGAGCCGGCUGCUGAGUGCAGGACUUGCAGGCCUCCUCCUGGGUUAAGAAAGGGGAAGAAAGUUGCUCUCCCAACAUUUGGCUCAACUUGAUUGACCCCAAAGCAGGGGCUGGGGCUAACCAGUGUGUGUCAGUGUAACUGGCCUCAUUCUCUUCUCCCUAGAAAGGAAAGAGUUCUUUGUCAAGUUCCUGCCCCCCGUGUCAGCCCAGCUGUCCCGACCUGCAUCCUUGAUGCCAUCCCUGUUGGAGCUUAAUAUGGCUGAGCUGAGCACAGCCCAAGACUGGGAGAACGAGUGGAAGAGCCAAGGCCUUGGAUCACGCAUGACUCCGGAGGUGGGCACAGUGGGUGGCACUCGGCCUCUUUAUCCUGACUCGGGGGCUGGUGGCAGCAGCAUGGCGAUGAUAGUUUGCAUUGGCUGCCCUCUGAGGAAGGGUAGUGCCCUGUGUUGUACAGGGUGUGGGUGAGGCCAGAAAAAUUGUGACUUGCCUAAGACCACCUUAGUGAUUCAUGGAAGAAAUACAUCUGAACCAGGAACUGCAGGUGUGCAGCUCAUUCUCUUUGCUAUUACAUGGUAGUCGUUGUAGCACUCUAAAGUCACACCAGAAGUGGGCUCCUCUGUCUGAGUUUCCUUUCUUCCAUUAUGUAUGGGUUGUCUUUUGUUCCCUCCCUGCCACCCACAUCUCUUGAGAGGAGAGGAGAAACUGUGUCUAGAGAAGUCAAGGUACCUUCCCUUUAGAUCAGGCAUGGCCUUCCAGGUGUGUCUGGACAGCAGCUCCCAUCAUCCCUGAUCAUUGGCCAUGUUGGCUAGGGUUGAUGGGAGUUAGAGUCCUGCUCUGGUAGGCAGGGGCAAGCAAAUAGGAGAACUACGACACAUAAGCACACACACUCCAAUUCAGUCCAGUCCUGCUGCUCUGCACUUUUGGGACUUGGGAGGAGCUAUGCUCCCUCUUUACCCUUUAGCUAUUGAUGGAAUAUUUUUCACCUUCCUGCUUACCCUGCUUGCCUCUUGAGCACACCUCAAAGGAGCUGCAAUAGCCCGACCCAACACUCAUCUCCACUCAGCAGAACAUGCCCACAGUGAGGCGCUGAAGAGAGUGGUUUGUGGAAUGAUCUGAAGGCCACAGGGAUGGGUGGAGCCCUGGUUUUCUAUAUGGCAAGAAGGAGAUGCUACUUCUUGGUUGGCCUACAGCAGGUCUGGAGUUCUCCGGGGAGGUCUGUCUAGGAUACGACAUACAAAACCAGAGCCACUUUUUAGUAAGACACCAGAGCAAGAGGCUCAGGGAAACUGCUGCAAGUUUGGCAGUCCUCCUCUCACGUCAGCUCCAUUGCAAAAGGGGAUAUUCUGCAACCCAAUUUUCCAAAAUGAAUGCAAAACAUUUUAGAAAAAAUAUAUAACGGUGAGCACUUGCAGAAAGUGCGGUGGUAGAUCUACGUUAGAUAUUUUUUUCCUCUUCCUCCUUUUAGUCCAGGAAUUUCUGGUCAUUAUAGAAGAGAGAUUUCUGAGUGCUCUCCCAGCUAGGAGAAAUGGAUCUUCCCUUAGGUUGAGAGAACUUUAGAGAUCCCACCCCUGACUUCAGACAAGAAGGGAAGUAGCAAUCUUAUCUCUUCCUGCCUCCACCGCACACUCAGAUAAUUGUCCUUCCACGAGGUCCUUCACAAUGUGUGGAAUGCCUUCCUGGAUGCCUGAGUUUUCUGAGAGGACCAUCUGCAUUCCAAAGUCUGGAUCUAACUAGAGGUGUUAUGGUUUGGCCUUGGUAGAGGGGAAUAGAAUCUGCUCGCCCUGAUCCCAGCUAAGGUGGCUUGUGUUCCCAAGAUUAUUUGCUUGCCACUCCCCACCCAAUCUCCAGUCUGCACUGCCAAACCCCGCCCCUUAUUUCCCUUUGCCCUCCCCUCAGGAAUACCACCAAUGGAAGCGUCAGCGGCUGCAGCGGCGCCUCCUGGACCAGUUCCGGCAGGCAUCUCCUCGUGCUGGGCCUGCCCACCAGGGAACAGCCCAGGACCUGAUUCAGCUCCUGGGUGCUUUUGGUGCUGGCCGUGAGCAUGCUGGGGCUCUGGCCAAGGGCUCUCGCUUCACCCACAAUCAGCACUUGGCCUAUAAGCAGGUAUGAAGGGGGUUGGGGAGGGCCUAGAAUGGGGGGGAUGGGCUUAAGGCACAACAACAACGUUUUUUUGGAUAAAAGUGAUUUGAGUUAUUCAGCAGCACCAGCUGAAGAAUCUCAUUUGUUGAGGUAGGUUGGGGAGCAAGCAAGGAGGGGUGGAGCAUGCAGGGGAAGAGGUGAUGGUCUAUGAUUACUCUCUGUUUGGUCUCCCAACAGGAGGCAGAAUUGCCAGUGCAAGUGGAAACGCUGCCAGUGUCCCGGACAUCAGAACAGGUAAACCAAAGAGGGGGGGCUCUAGUGAGAGCCAGUUCUGUUUGCCUAAAGGCAAGAGCCCAGAUGGGGAAGGAGGUUGUGGCUAAAAAAUAUUGGGGCAUGCUUUAUGCCAUCUCAUUCUGCUUUUUGAAUUAAUAAAAACUGCAUGUAUGUGCACACAGGCAAGGGGGCACAUGGGAGGUGAUGGUCUCUUAGGUAUAUUGAGUCUUAAGAUGCUUUGGGGUUUUAUUACCAUCGCCUUGAAUUGUGCUGCAGAGAGAACAGGAAGUCAGUGCAGAUGUUGGGGAUCCUCAUGUCACAUAUUGUCAGCAGCUUGCAAUUGGUGGCAGGAGCUGUUGAAAUAACUUGGUGAACACAUCAAAGAAUCUUCUUUUAAAAAUAAUAGGACCCUGAUUUCCUCUUAGAAUCUUCUCUUCUCUUCUUGAAUUCUUAUAAUUCUGAUACUCUGGGAAGAGCGGCAGCUUUACAAAUCCUUUGCAAAUAAAAUGACUUGAAACAUUUGUCUGCCCCCUUUUUCCAGACAUUCAUCUUUGCAAGAAUAACUUCUUUAAGAUCUUCACACCACAGCUGAUCAUUCCUCAGCAUUUGUUUACAUCUUGUCAGCAGGGGUGCCUUUUUACCUUAAUCCAAAUUGUCCAAAUUUGGAUUUGGGGGGUGGGGGUGGGAUCUGCAACGAAAUGCAGCUGUUUACCAAGGAAGACUCAGGAUGGGUUUUUAGAGCCAGAGCCCUGCUUCUUUGACCGCUCUACGAAGAUCUUCACCUCCACCGGCCACUUGUUUUGGCCUUAACAGGCUUCCAUGGGGCCAUGCACCUCCAUUACAAGAGGACAACUUGCCUGUCGCCCCCUUUUUCCCCACGGUGGGCUCUGUGGUGGGUUGUUGUGGUUUUACAUGGAGGAAAAACCAUGUGUGUUUUGUCUCAAUGCCUUUUGUUGUGCAUGUGUGUUUUCUAAUUGUGUGUGGGUGUGUUGUGUGAAUAUCUUUUAUUCACACAUCUUCACCCAGAAUAGAGGCAAUUUUUGGAACAGGGAACUGGAUAUUCUAAAAAGCCUGUCAUAUACUUUUGAUGAAGGGUGGUUAAGGAAUUACAAGUAAUAACAAAAAGAAAUUAUACUUGUAAUAAGAGAUGGGUUGAGCUGUAUUUUUGCAUAAACGCAGGGUUUAUUAAGACAGGAUUCCAGCUCUGAUUCCUCAAGCAUCACUCCCCCCCCCUUACCUUCUCCUCACCCCCUUUCCCCCCAGGACUUACGGGAACGCCAAGCAACAGAACUGGAAGCUUUGGAAGGUGAACUGGGCCAUCUCAUGGAGCAGAUUGAGGCUCUUGAAGGCCAGAUCGCCACACUGGGGUUGACUCUCACACAGGUGAGAAGAAUCAGUUGGGGGAUGGCAGCACCACUGUCUGGCUGAGCCCCACCCACUAAAGGGCCUCUAGGACCUCCUUCUGGCUCUCAGCAGCACUUGCAGCACCUCUGGCAGAGGAAAAGCUGAAGGACUCCCAAGGCCCUGAUGGGGCAUGGUCUCCAGAAUGAGCUGCCUAAAGGUUUGUGGUUGGCAGAGUGGGAGAAAUAUAGCCCUAGCCCAUGGGGCAGAUCUCCUGAGGAAGCCCCUCUGAAGCAAGUGGGGGCUGUGCAAGGACACCACGGUGUUCUUGGGUGCCUGCCCCUCCCCCAUUUGGCCUUCACCUUGGGUCAGUCCUGAGGGGGAUCCAUUUCUUCUUCAGGUGGAAGGGGAGGUGCGGCAGCGGCAGCUGGGAGUGACAGAGCGGGACCAGGUGCUGCGAGUGAAGGGCUGUGCCGUACAGCUACUUCCCGAUGCAGAGAACAACAUGGCUAAGCUGCAGGUAAUGGGCCAGGCAAGAGGAGGGCAGAAGCCCCUCUUUCCAUUGUUGGGAGUGGAGCAGCCAGGAAUGAGGAGGCUGCAGAGGGUGGGGGUGCUUGCUGGAGUUUCCGUGGGGACCAUUGAGAAAGGUUUUAUCUGAAAAAUAAAUAUAGUAGUUUAAAUUCUGUUGCAGCAUUCGAGGAACUUCAGUAAUAGUUGCUAGGUAGAUAGAAGAAAUUAGAUUUAUUGGGAAUAAGUUUAAUUAUGAAAGAAAUGUGUAUUGGCAAUAAGUAAUAUGAAUUUGAAAUAUGGAAUAGAUGGGAAGUUCAGUCUUUAGUGUUAAGACCAAUAGAUGUUUUAUUGUUUGCCAAGAAAAUUAUGUGUCUAUGGUUAUUUUUGUAAUUUGAGUGUAAUUUGGUACAGUGGUACCUCGCAAGAUGAAUGCCUCGCAAGACAAAAAACUCGCUAGACGAAAGCGUUUUUUGUUUUUUGAGCUGCUUCGCAAGACGAUUUCCCCUAUGGGCUUGCUUCGCAAGACGGAAACAUCUUGCAAGUUUGUUUCCUUUUUCUUAACACCGUUAAUACAGUUGCGACUUGACUUCGAGGAGCAACUCAUAGAACGCGGUGUGGUAGCCUUUUUUGAGGUUUUUGAAGACUUUGGUAUUUUUGAAGCUUUUCCAAAACUUUCCCGACACCGUGCUUCGCAAGACAGAAAAAAUCGCAAGACAACAAAACUCGCGGAACAAAUUAAUUUCGUCUUGCGAGGCACCACUGUAUUUGUGUUUUUUGUGUGUGUGUUUUUUCUUGUUGUAUAAAUAAAUAUAUAUAUAAUAUAUUAAAAAAAGAGAAAGGUUUUAGAAACCUACAGGUGGUUCAGUGGCAGGAUGCUUAGUAAAGGGGAGACAACAGAUGGAUGUGGACAUGGGUGGAGGAGGCUGUAGUUGUAAGUGGAAGCAGGGAAGAGGAACACCCUGAAUCCGCCUUUGGAGGGAGCUUUUAUUAAGCACCGUUGUCCACCACCCACUUGUGCACCCGUCUUAUCAGAUGUCCUCAGUGGGAUUGGAGCAGUAGGGGAAGGAGGAAGGGACUUGGUGCAUGUGGGUGUACAGGGUCUCACCUGCUAUCUCCAAAAAUGGCAUAGAACACCACAUAGCAGAUGAGAGAGCCCAGGAAGCUUAGAAUCUCAGCUUCACUUUUGGUCUCCUGCAGGUGGUGGUGGAGAGCAGUGCACAGCGGGUCAUCCAGCUGGCCGCCCAGUGGGAGAAGCACCGGGUGCCUCUGAUCCAGGAGUUCCGGGAGCUCAAGGCCCUCCAUGACUCCAAGGAGGUGACGCAAGCGAAAGGGUGUGAGGAGUCCUUCAAGGGUUGGGAGGGAGCCUGGGCAGCUGUGACACUCUCUUGUCUGUUCCUCUUUGCAGCUGGAAUCAUCACAGCGCCUGUCAGAGAUCAGGGAGCUGCAUGAGCGGAUCCGAUCAGCCGCGGAUGAAGCGAAGCGCAAGGAUGAUCUCUACAAACAGCUGGUUAGUGACGUGUCUUAGGGUGGUGGUGUGGGGUGCAGGGCUCCUGGCAAAGCUUGGUAUGCACAAGGUGAUUUAUGGUCCAUUGCUUCUUGUGCGGUUAUUCCACAGAGAAUGAAUAAUGAGAAUCCUUUCCCCACUCCACAUUUUACUGUUUCUCUGUAAUUGGGAUAUAGUUGCUAACUUUAAAUGGGUGACAGUAUCUCAGAAAAAUGCUUACAACCACCAGUACUGCUGAGAGGACUGGCCUGUUUCAUAAGUCAGUUUGUUAACUUAUACUAGUUACAAUUCCACCUGGCCUCAUUGAACAGGUGAACCUGUGUCCAGGCUACAUCACAUUAUGGAACGCUCCCUCAUGAAAAAAACAAAACAGAAUCCUGCCCAUUGAAGACUAGCAUGCCUGAGGGAACUAGGCUGGCAUUCCCCCUUGCAUGUUAGCUUUCCUUGUGCAGGGAUUUGUUGUGCGAAUGGAGGAGCAUUUGGUCAUGGUGUAGUCCAGACAUGUUUGCCACCUCAAGUGAGUACUGGGUCUCUGCACAGUGGGAUGGGGCUCAGGGGUAGAAACUCCUUAGUCUCUUCCAGGAGCCCCUGUACCAUUUGCACAUUCGUCUGCUUGUUAUAACCCAGUCCCAUUCCUGCCUUCCACUCUGUCUCCAGCUUAUGGAGCUAGAAUCCCUUCCCAAGGAUGUCUCUCGCUCUGCCUAUACCCAGCGCAUCCUAGAAAUUGUCGGCAAUAUUCGUAAGCAGAAGGAGGAGAUCACAAAGGUAAAACAAUGGGCACCUUUCUUUCUCAAGCCUUGUCUUGCGUCACUGUGCACAGGUGAGAGCCCUGUGUGAUGAGCCCAUGGCAGAAAGCUGGUGGGGAAGACUGAACAUUUCAGGGGUCCUUACAUAUUAAAAGCAGCGAUGACAUUAUUUGCACAUACAUAAAAUUUAAUGUCAAGGAAAAAGUUGUCCUAACCUGGUUUGAAUGUGCAAAUAGUGAUGAGUAGUGAGCUUUCACGUUUUGCCUCAUAUGCAGUACUUUUCCAUGAUGGAUCCUCACACUUUUAAGCUCAGAGUCAACAAGCUGAGAUAGCUCAGUUGGUAGAGCAGAGCCUUCCAGACUUUUUCAUGUUGGUGACACACUUUUUAGACAUGCAUCAUUUCACAACACAGUAUCAGUUUUACUAGCAAGCAGGAGGUUAAACUAACCCCUCAUAAGAUUGUUUGCACAACACACCUCACACUGCAGCUGACACAGUAAUGUCACAACACACAGUUUGGAAAGCUCUGCAGGAGAACUUGAGACUCUUAAUCUCAGGGUUGUGGGUUCAAGCCCCACAUUGGGCAAAAGCGUCGUGCAUGGCAGAGGGUUGGACUAGAUGACCAUCAGCUCUACAAUUUGCUGAUUCUAUGUGAUGCAUAUAAAAUAUAGCCAUUUUUUUAAAAAAUAGCCUCCAAAAUAAAGCUUCUGUCUUUGCCACUAGGAGGGAAAAUGUUAUAUUCUAGUUGUAACUGUGAGCCACAGGAAAUGACAAAAACAUUUCCUCCUGCCCAGUUCCUACCUCAGAGGUGGGAUGAGGCUCUCUAGAGCAGGGGUCAGCAAACUUUUUCAGCAGGGGGCCAGUCCAAUGUCCCUCAGAACUUGUGGAGGGCUGGACUAUAUUUUGGGGGGCAAAUGAUGCAAGAGCACCAUGAGCCCCAGUGGCUGCUUACCUGUCUUGCGAGCAGCAGGGACUGGCGGUGGUGGCAGAGGGAUGAUGAGCAGCACGCGAAGGGCUCCGGAGAGGGGCUGCUUAAAAUGGGGGCCGCUCAAAUGCCACUGCUGCUGCUGGCACCAACAAAGCCCAGCCCCCUUCCUCCUCUAGGCAUGGCGAGGAGAAGCCAGGAGGAGGGAGGGAGGCGGUGCCGGCACCACCACCAUGUGAGGGAGAGGGAAAGCAUGUGUGCACGCUGGCGAUCCUUGCAGCGAUUCCCAGACCGUCUGCGGGCCAGAUCCAGAAGGCAAUUGGGCCUGAUCUGGCCCACGGGCCUUGGUUUGCCUACCCAUGCUCUAAAGUUACACACUGUUGUAGCCCUUAUUAGCACUUAUGAUUUUGAACCGAUUUUGUGUUUAUAACUUCCAAUGCAAAGCCUAGAGCACUUUCACCAUAGAAGUAUCAAAGGGCAGAGCGUUUGCUGUUCUGAAUCCAAAGUGAGAGCAUUUGGGUCAAAAUGAAGGGAGAGAAGAAUAACAGUGACCUCAUUGUGGGAGUUUACUAUAGAUCCCCUAGCCAAACGGAGGACAUAGAUGAUGCCUUCCUGGAACAGGUGGCCAAGCAUGCAAAAGGAAGGGAGAUAGUAGUAAUGGGGGACUUCAAUUACCCGGAUAUUUGUUGGAUGUCAAACUCAGCCAAGAGCAUAAGGUCAAACAGAUUCCUCACUGGCCUUGCAGACAACUUCAUUGUCCAGAAAGUGGGAGAAGCAACAAGAGGAACAGCCAUUUUAGAUCUGGUCCUAACCAAGGUUGAUGACCUGGUUAGUGGGGUAGAAGUGGAAGGAUCAUUAGGCGCGAGUGAUCAUGCUCUUCUGAAGUUUACUAUACAGCGGAAAGGAGCAGCCAAGCAUACUAGGACUCAAUUUCUUGACUUUAAGAAAGCCGACUUCAUAAAACUUAGGGAAGUGCUGGGUGAGAUCCCAUGGACAGUAAUACUAAAAGGAAAGGGAGUUCAUGAUGGCUGGGAGUUUAUUAAGAGGGAGAUAGUAAAAGCACAACGUCAGGCAAUACCAAUGAGACGGAAACAUGGAAGGUGCCUAAAGAAGCCAGGGUGGCUAUCUAAAGAACUUUUAACUGAGUUAAGAUUAAAAAAGGAUGUGUACAAAAAAUGGAAAAGGGGGAAACCACCAAAGAGGAAUUCAAACAAAUAGCCAGCACGUGUAGACACAAAGUCAGAAAAGCUAAAGCACAGAAUGAACUCAGGCUUGCUAGAGAGGUUAAAAGCAACAAAAAAGGCUUUUAUGGGUAUGUUCGUAGCAAAAGGAAGAACAAAGAAACAGUGGGGUCAUUCAGCGGAGAAGAUGGUGAAAUGCAAACAGGGGACACAGAAAAGGCUGAACUCCUCAAUGCCUUCUUUGCCUCAGUCUUCUCCGAUAAAGAAAACAAUGCCCGACCUGAAGAAUUUGGAGCAAAUGAUUCAGCAAAGGAAACACAGCCCAGAAUAACUAAGGAGAUAGUACAAGAAUACUUGGCUAGUUUAGAUGUAUUCAAGUCUCCAGGGCCAGAUGAACUGCAUCCAAGAGUAUUAAAAGAACUGGCAGAUGUGAUCUCAGAACCACUGGCAGUCAUCUUUGAGAAUUCCUGGAGAACAGGCGAAGUCCCGGCAGACUGGAGGAGGGCAAAUGUUGUCCCUAUUUUCAAAAAGGGGAAAAGAGAGGACCCAAAUAAUUACCGCCCAGUCAGUCUGACAUCAAUACCAGGGAAGAUUCUGGAGCAGAUCAUUAAGCAAACAGUCUGUGAGCACCUAGAAAGGAAUGCUGUGAUCACCAAUAGUCAGCAUGGAUUUCUGAAAAAUAAGUCAUGUCAGACUAACCUGAUCUCGUUUUUUGACAGAAUUACAAGCCUGGUAGAUGAAGGGAACGCAGUGGAUGUAGCCUACCUUGAUUUCAGCAAGGCAUUUGACAAGGUGCCCCAUGAUAUUCUUGUAAAGAAGCUGGUAAAAUGCGGCCUUGACUAUGCUACCACUCAGUGGAUUUGUAACUGGCUGACUGACCAAACCCAAAGGGUGCUCAUCAAUGGUUCCUCUUCAUCCUGGAGAAGAGUGACUAGUGGGGUGCCACAGGGUUCUGUCUUGGGCCCGGUCUUAUUCAACAUCUUUAUCAACGACUUGGAUGAUGGACUCAAGGGCAUCCUGAUCAAAUUUGCAGAUGACACCAAACUGGGAGGGGUGGCUAACACCCCAGAGGACAGGAUCACACUUCAAAACGACCUUGACAGAUUAGAGAACUGGGCCAAAACAAACAAGAUGAAUUUUAACAGGGAGAAAUGUAAAGUAUUGCACUUGGGCAAAAAAAUGAGAGGCACAAAUACAAGAUGGGGACACCUGGCUUGAGAGCAGUACAUGUGAAAAGGAUCUAGGAGUCUUGGUUGACCACAAACUUGACAUGAGCCAACAGUGUGACGCGGCAGCUAAAAAAGCCAAUGCAAUUCUGGGCCUCAUCAAUAGGAGUAUAGCAUCUAGAUCAAGGGAAGUAAUAGUGCCACUGUAUUCUGCUCUGGUCAGACCUCACCUGGAGUACUGUGUCCAAUUCUGGGCACCACAGUUCAAGAAGGACACUGACAAACUGGAACGUGUCCAGAGGAGGGCAACCAAAAUGGUCAAAGGCCUGGAAACGAUGCCUUAUGAGGAACGGCUAAGGGAGCUGGGCAUGUUUAGCCUGGAGAAGAGGAGGUUAAGGGGUGAUAUGAUAGCCAUGUUCAAAUAUAUAAAAGGAUGUCACAUAGAGGAGGGAGAAAGGUUGUUUUCUGCUGCUCCAGAGAAGCGGACACGGAGCAAUGGAUCCAAACUACAAGAAAGAAGAUUCCACCUAAACUUUUUUUUUUUUUUAAUAAUUUUUAUUAAGGUUUUAAACAAACAAAAAAGAAAAACAACACACACAAAAAAAAAUACAAAACUUAACAAUAAAAACACAAAACAUAACAAUUAAAAACAAACUCUCUUUUCCAUUUCCAAUUUUAAAUUACUUAUUUUCUGGACUUCCUCAUACCUCCCUCUUUUGUAUUCCAAUCCACAUUAUUUGUCCAGCAGUUUCUUUUCCACUUUUUAAUCUCAAUCUUUAAUUUAAUAAAACGUUAAAAUAUAUAACUUCAACUUUUUAAACCUAAUCCUUGAUCCUAAUGUCAUAUAGCUUUAAAUUUUUCCCUUUUAUUAUCAAAUUUCCAUUUCUUUAAACAUCUUUAAUCUUGAUCUUUAAUCUUAAUCUAUCCUUAACUUUAACCUGUACAGCUGGAAACCACUUGUUUUCAGUCCAACAUCACUCUAACAUUCCUUAGUUUUGCAGUGUUUCUGAAGUUAGUCUUUGAAUUUCUUCCAGUCUUCCUCCAUCGACUCUUCUCCCUGGUCACGGAUUCUACCAGUCAUUUCCGCCAAUUCCAUAUAGUCCAUAAGUUUCAUCUGCCAUUCCUCCAGCGUGGGAAGUUCUUGUGUCUUCCAAUACUUUGCGAUGAGUAUUCUUGCUGCUGUUGUUGCAUACAUAAAGAAAGUUCUAUCCUUUUUAAACACCAUUUGGCCCACUAUGCCCAGGAGAAAGGCCUCUGGUUUCUUGGGGAAGGUAUACUUAAAUACCUUUUUUAAUUCAUUAUAUAUCAUUUCCCAGAAAGCCUUAAUCUUUGGGCACGUCCACCAAAGGUGAAAAAAUGUACCUUCAAUUUCUUUACAUUUCCAACAUUUGUUAUCGGGCAAGUGAUAGAUUUUCGCAAGCUUGACUGGGGUUAUGUACCACCUGUAUAUCAUUUUCAUAAUAUUCUCUCUUAAGAUUCCACCUAAACAUUAGGAAGAACUUCCUGACAGUAAGAGCUGUUCGACAGUGGAAUUUGCUGCCAAGGAGUGUGGUGGAGUCUCCUUCUUUGGAGGUCUUUAAGCAGAGGCUUGACAACCAUAUGUCAGGAGUGCUCUGAUGGUGUUUCCUGCUUGGCAGGGGGUUGGACUCGAUGGCCCUUGUGAUCUCUUCCAACUCUAUGAUUCUAUGAUUCUAGUAGCUUUUAUAAAUCUUCAGCCUGUUUUUUCUUUGAAUUGACUUUUAAAAAUACAUAGGGUGUACUGUUGGUCACCCCAGGGUUAAGCUACAUGACGGCAGAGUCAUCUGUUGAAAUGAAGGACUGCCACAAUUUACCAGGCAUGCAAGGGGUGGGGGUGGGGUUUGAACAGCAAAAAGGCCAUGCAGGUGAGGGGGUGAAUCCUCCCACCCCCUUGGGUAGUCUCCUCUCAGCUUCUUCCUAUCCUGGCGCUUUUCUCCACAGCUAGGCUCCAAUUUCAAAAAUGGCUGGGAGGGAAAACACUUGAGCAGAGCUAUAGCGAAGGAAGUGCUGAGCAGAAUGGGCUGGGUGUUUGCAGUCCUCACAUGGCUGUGCCUUUGGCGGCUAAAACUGGGCUACCAGCUCCUGGUUUGAUACAUACUUGCAGCAGCUCCAAGUUUCAGAUGCAUGGAUCUGCAACUUUAACAUGCACAUAACCCCCCCCCUGCAAUACACCUCCACCUACAACAGACAGACCCAAGAAAACCAGGCCCCCGGCACUUCAGAUGUGAGAAAGUAUGUCUGUUCUGCCUCCAUCCAUCUGUUAACAUUUUUCAUUUCUGUCCAGAACUUUUGAAUGAGAGUCCUAUAUUGAAUAUACUGUAAGUUUUAAUUUUAUCUGUUGAGUGUGUGUUUUCUUAUUAAAGAUAUUUGUAAAGCAUUCUGGGGGUUUUGUAUAAGGGGUGGUAAUGUAAGUUGGAUGGAUGGAUAUACACACUUCAUACUCUUUUGUACGUACGAAAGGAACUUACAGACAUACAAAAAUCUACACCCAAACAUUCUCUCCCAUGCAGAUAAUAGAGAUAAGAAAUGCACACUUGCUAAGAACCAGGCUGGGCACAUUCCCCCUCUUUCACACUACUAUUCUUCAUUCUCAGGCUGAUUUAAACCCAAUUGUAAACUGCCCUGUGCUCCUUUGAUGUAGGGCAGUACACAAAAUGAAAUGAAUUAAAAGUAAUUAAAAUAAAAUAAAAGUGGGUGGGUGGGUUGCCAGGUAUGGGGGCUUAACAAGAAAGUAAGCAGAGUCCCCCUGAGAUUGCUGAAUAAAUUGAAGCUGCCUUAAAGAUUUAAAAAGGAUGCCACUACUGCCUUUAAUUCAUACUAAGACAAGGGACCCUUGCAAUCCCAUGGGGCCUGCAAACUCUCAUAGCCGACAUGCGUGUGUCUGAUCAUGCAAAGAUGGUGCCCCUCAGCAGCAUUUCCCUGUGCCAGGGAUGAUCCUGUUAUGCAGGCAACCAGCAGGAGCCCAGCUAUGCUGACCACAAGUACUAUCCCUCACCCCAGGACAGAACCAGCUGUUAGUUUACAGCCUGUUGUUGUUGUUGUUGUUACCACCACUGUUGUUAUCUGUCUCUGUUCCCGAGUUUGAGUUUUCAACCUAUUAACAGUCUCCAUUUUCUAAUGCCUGCUAUUUGUGCUUCUCAAGAUCUUGUCAGAUACCAAGGAGCUCCAGAAGGAGAUCAAUGGCCUCACUGGGAAGGUAGACCGGACCUUUGCUGUCACUGAUGAGCUGGUUUUUAAGGUGAAGGCAAGGGAUCAGAUUCUGGGGGGUGGGGAGAUGGAGAGCAGCGCUUUGACUGACCUUCCAGUUGCUAACUUUUCCAUCCCUCCCUUCUGCAUUCUUUCUUUCUGCAGGAUGCCAAACGCGAUGAGGCUGUGAGGAAGGCAUAUAAAUAUUUGGCAGCACUGCACGAGGUAAGCCUCAGCAGUAAUAUAUUAAUUCAUAUAUAGAUAUAGAGCUGCAGUUAGAGCUACAUCCCUUUCCAGCUGACUCUGACUCUUCCUCUUCCUUAGAACUGCAGUCAACUGAUUCAGACUAUUGAGGACACAGGCACCAUCCUGAGGGAGAUCCGGGACUUAGAGGAGCAGGUGAGGCCUGCCAGAAAGUGGGUGGAAACAUUAAACAUUACUCUCUUGCAGUAAUCUGAACUUCUGUGUGGAGGAAAUUGUUUCAGAAAUUAGGAUACCAGGAAAUAUCUUUUAACAACUCCCUCUUUAGAAAUAAAAAUGCAGCUGCCAAACAUGGUCCCCUGUCCCUCUGUUCAAGCUUCCAGUCAUGCUUUCUCUCCUGCUUCCUUACCACCACCCCAUUCUGCCAUCUGUACACAUCAAAGUCCUUUUGAUUUUUUAAAAUUAAUUUUUAAACUUGGGGGUUCUGAUCUCACUCGCUCAGAAGUUGAGAUUUCAGUCUAGAAAGAGGGACAUUCCAUGCCUGCUCUGUCCAUAUCCUCCCGCCUGUUAUCUGCCGCUUCUGCUCUUUUGGAUGAGGCUGCCCCUUGAUUCUCAGCCCUCAUUAUGGACUCUGUCCGUUGUGAUUCUGUAGACUCACCAUGCACCUCAGAUAUUUUUUUUACUUCCAGAUUAACAAAAAAAGCAUGACUCUUGUUGUUGAGGUUGCAAGCAGGAAGUGUGGGUGCCUGAACAUACUUCCUGUGGACAGGAUGUGGGACCUCAGUGGCCUCCAAAUCUGUGUCUUUCUCCCCCUUUCCCAUGAUGAGUAGGAAUAGAAUUACGAUCCCAGGAGUUGAACCUGAGCCUUCCUGCAUCUUGCCAAUCACACCUGCCACUCGCACGAUGUUCCUUCCUAGAUUAAUGCUGCAGUCUUAUUCACAUGAUAUGCACGAGGUGUGGUAGGUGGGGGGUUGUUUUAAGCAUUACCAGAUUUAGCAGGCAAACUUGGUUCAGCACUCAAGCAGAAAUAAGUGGUUUGGGUUUUUUAAAGAUCCCCUUAACACUUGCUUUAUUUAUUUUAAAAUAUUUAUAGGCUUCCAUUCUGAAUGCAACUCUUACAUGGCUGCUUACAUAGCACAACUGGGAUACCAUCAUAAAACAAUAGUUCUCCCUGCUGAACACUGCUACCCAUUCAUAAAAUAAAAUGUCUCUUUUCCCAGAUUGAGAGUGAAACCAGCAAGAAAACCCUGAGCAAUUUGGAGAGGAUUCUCAGUGACUACCGGGCCAUGAAGCAGGAAAACACAGCACUGCUUAGCCGUACCCGAGAGACGUGAAGCCCCCUUCCCAGUGCACAGCUACAGGGGGCUGGUGGGGUACCUGACCUCUUUUUAAGUCAAGACUGCUGUGCCUCUAUCAAGGGACGGGGCACGGGGAGUAUGAGCAGGGCUCCUCCUUCCAGGCUCUGUCUGCAUUGUAAGUUGCCUAAAACCAAGCCAACGUGUGGCACAUUUUGAGGUGGAGGGUGGGAUUGGUCCCUAGUGCCAUUUUUCUGACAUAGAUUGUAUAUUGGAGAAGUAGAUGUGGGGAGUAAUUGUUUCCUCCAUUUAUUAUUUCCAAGCAAACCUCCUAUCAUCUCUUCUCAAAAACCAAUAAAAUCUCUCUCUUCUUUUUGCAGCGUACUUGUGCGGGCUGCGUGUGCAGUAACAUGGGGGGGGGGGUUUACAGGGGAGGCUUGCAUAGGCUGCCAUUUCCCCCCUCUUCUGGAUUUGAUCUUUUUGCAAUAUUGCUUUCUUGUCUGGAAGCAGGCUCAGUUGUGGGUUGUGUGUGAAUGCUGAGGAAAGCUGGUGGCUAUAAGAAGCCAGCUUGAUUCGGGGGGGGGGGGGGCAUGUGCACACACACACACACACACACACACACACUCGCUGCCAGGCCGCCUGCAGGGGGAAGUCUGCACUGUGAUCCUUCAGCACAUGGUCCCUAAGGAAACAAAAAGUGCGGAGAGGACUCCAGCCUGUGGUGGGUGCGCCUUUCUGUUCUUGGCUGGCCCAGUCUCUCUUGGGUUGCAGAAGACCCUGCUGCUGCUUCUUGGCUGUCCAGAUAUGGGUGUGAAUAAGUGGAGUAACGCUGGUUCCUUUUCUUCUGGUACUCAAACUCGUCCAGCGUCCACACGGCUCCUUUCACAUUCUCCACACGCACAAAGCACUUGUGCAAGCUCAGGUUGUGUCGAAUGGCAUUCUGUUGGUUGAGAAAAGAUGGGUAGGGUGCCCUGGCCAUUAGACCUGCCUUCUCCUUUACCCCGACUUAACUCUCGUCCCUCUGCCAAAGUCUCCCUCCCUCAGGUGCCCCUCAACCCUCUUAGCAGGAUCUUCAGCCCCUUAACCCUGCUCUAUGGCGUUCUAGAACUAAUAUUUUAUAAAGUACUUGCUAUAGAAAUGAAUAGAAAUGUAUUCAUCUGCAAUAAACACUGUGAUCCCAGGAAUAUACAGUAAAAUAAACAAGCCAUCUUAUACUGCCUCAGUUUGCCCCAAAUGCUAAGCUAUGUAUGCUGUGGCUUAGUGGGUGCUUCCCAAACUUUUUCCUCCCAUAGAGGGCUUGAGCUUUGCUUAGGGUCUUAAUUAUUUAUUUUCUGUUUUAACAAUGGUAAGGCAUUGUGUUUUUAUUGCUUCUUUUAUUAAGAACAUUUUUAUAUGGUAUUUAUUGUAGUGGUGCAGCAAUAAAACUGCUAGCACAUUUGCAAAGCUAAGCAAGGUCCAGUAUUGUUUAUAAUUGAAUGGGGGACCACAUUUUAAGAUUGCAGCAGGUUGGCGUAUAUGGCCCUUGGGGUCCCUUCCAACUCUAAAAUUCUAUGAUUGUAUGAUUCUAUGUAUUGCAAUUUAAAUUCUAUGGAAUUCAAAUUCAAACAGUAUAAGAAAUAAGAGAACCAAUGAAAUACAAUUAAAAAUCAUUAUGACUAUUUGAUGGAUAGGGGAGCCAUUUCCUGUCUUUAACAGCAAAUCUGCAGACAUGUCGUGGGCUACUUGAAUGAAACUCAGUCCAUGGGCCACACUUUGGGAACCCCUGGCUUAGUGUCAAUGUGCAAGUGUACUGAUGCACAGUAAGAAGACUGUAGCCACUUUUGUCCUCCUGCACUGCCAAGCCUUAGUUUGACAUAACAUUCUGUGUGACUUCAGUCUUGUGGCUUGUCUUGUGCCAAACCAACCAUGAGCAGUAAGCCAAGAACAAACCUUGUUUAAAGCACAUGAUUUGUUUGAAGAGAGACAAACAAUGAGCCUGGGUUUGCGUAUAAUGCUAAGUUAAACUAAGGCUUGGCUCCAGGUAGUGUUGCAGGAGCAAGAGAGAAGUGAAGAGGCUGCCAUUUUAUUACUGUGUACCAGCAAGCUUGCUCAUUAACACAAAAGCCAUAGCUUGGCUUAGCAUUAUGUGCAAACCAGGCUACUGAGUCAUAGUUCCAGCUAACCAAGAUCAGUCUACUUGAAGAUUUUCUACUGAGGGUACUUAGGACUAAGCCAUCAGCCUUCCCCAUGGUUUCUUGGGCAGUAGAGAAUCAAAUACCUUUAUUAUCUCUUGAGUGUUACAGGGUGGGGUGUGCUUCUGAGGCAAGGUUCUAAAACUCACCUCUUUCAGUCUGUUCAUUAUUAUUAUAAUACUUAUAAAGUGCUGUCCCACAUUUUUCACCAUUCAUUUCUGUCCUGGUUCCCUAGUCUGGAGAAAUUGUGUUUCCAAUUCUGCAAAGUGUACACAUCAAAGUCCUUUUGAUUUUUAAAAAUUAAUUUUUAAACUUGGGGGUUCUGAUCUCACUUGCUCAGUAGUUGAGAUUUCAAUCUAAAAAGAGGGACAUUUCAUGCCUGCUCUGUCCAUAUCCUCCCGCCUGUUAUCUGCCUCUUCUGCUCUUUCAGACGAGGCUUCCCCUUGAUUCUCAGUUUAAGAAUGGGAUCCCCUUACCUUCCAGGUGGUUACAUUGUGCCUGAAGUAGCCAAAGUUGUUAAACCAGCGAUAAAUCUCACUCAGGCUGAGCUGCUUCUUAGGAGAUUGUAAGAUGGCCUGCAAGUAAUAGGCAGGUAUGGUUAACAGCCUGGUUUUGAGGCAAAGGUAUCUCAGCGUCUUCUUGAAAAGCAACAAAAGGGCCUUCUGUGCUCCCAGUAUUGUUGUGCUAAAUUGGAUGCAUGUGGAAGGUGAUGGGAGGGAGGGAGGUUCAGUGUGCCUGGCACAGGGCUCACCUAUGUACCCACAACUAUGUCCUAUGGUGGCUGUAAAAGGCCUCAGUAAAUAACACCUCAAAAAUCCACAAUGCAGAAAGGACUGUUUGUUCUUCCUGCUCAGUUCCUGGCUGCACUGUCUUCUGAACAAAGGAGAGGUGAAAAGAGCAUCCCUCACUCUCUGAGCAAGUAUGAUGGUGACUGAUGCAGAUGCCCACACCCUUUUCUGCUCUUUGAGAUGUGGCAGCCACUUUGGGUUAUGCCAGGUGUGCAUUGCAGCCAUGUGAUGCAUGCUCAGAAUUCUAAAGAUGCUCACUAGCCCAAGAAAGAUGGCAACCCCUGCUUUUUGAGAGCCCAUGCGAGCAUUGUACAGUAAGUUAUGGAGCCUGAAUCAAAGGGUAGGCUGAAAUGUUUUGUUUUCUCUGACAGCUGCCAUGCACAUCGCUGGAAGUGGGCCCCAGUGGGUACUAGGCUCAACUCAACACUUGUAUGUUGUUGGAGAGCUGUGGCCAAGCAUUCUAUGUGUGACAUAUGCCUGUCAUUGUACCUCUUAAAGUACUGAUGCCUAAAAUAGCUGCUUGAGUUGCUAACAGCUAGGUCUAGCCCUGCACAAUCCCCCACUUGCCACUAAUUACACUUCCAUGUGAAGUAUGUGAUCAGAUGAAUGGGCUUUUUAAAAACCCAAACCGAAAGACCCUUUAGAUGCCCUUCAGUCCUCACUGGCUUAGUGAUCCAGGUAGAACUUUUUCUGUCAAUGCAGAUAGAGGUGACCUGAAGUCCUCCAGGGGUUGAUGGACUCCAACUCUCACCAACCUCAGACAGCAUAGCCAGUAGGCAGGAAUGAUGGGAAUUAAGCUUGUGACUCAUGUCAGGCUUGUGCCCACCAAGACCCAUAGGUUCUUUUCACAUGGGAUGAUCUGGAGGGCCAGAUUCCCCAUCCCAUUCUUUAGGGGUGUGUUGCAACCACACAGUGAACUUUUCAGAAAGUUGUUGGCUACAGGAAACAGACACAAGUGGAAGGCAACUUAGUACAGAGAAGGAAGAGGUUUGUGGGCAAAGGAUAGUGCUGCUGAAGCCAGGAAGUAGAGAAGGGAGGCAAUAGCAUAUAGGGGCAACAAGAAUGGUGCCUAUUGCAAGGACAUUCAAUCAGGAAAACAACAUUCAUAUUUUGGGGUUUUGAUCUGGUAAAAAGCUGCAUAGCAUUUAAAAAAUAUAGUUGUAUCCUAUAUGUAUGGGAUUUCGUAUUUACCUUUUGCUAAAUAACUUACCCAACGAAUAAGGGCAGCGUACGUGAAAGGUGGGCGGUUGAGAGUGUGACGGUAAUAUUCUAUGCUGGGGCUUCUCUCUGUAGACAGAAAUGAGGCUGGAGGUGUUAGUAGGAGCAAUUCUUUGCUGGAGAUUUCUGGUUCCAAAUCAUCUUCUGCUUGAGAGCCCAGUCAGCCAAGACACUCUUUCCUAAAUGGCAGACUUCAAACCUGUGUGAGAUCCCGUAACUCUACAGCAGUCAAGACUGACUGUGGCGACUUGUGGGAAAGGGCACUCUGCUCAUGCUCAGGGACAUUGCUUUGUAUCAAGCCUUCAGAUGCAGCAUCUAAAUGGCAGGAGGCUCAGAUUUUAGGAUGCUUACUCACUUCUAACUGUCAAACUGAGGCAGCAUGACAACAAGCCAGCCUCAAAUCAGCUUCAAAAUGGAAUGGGUGCCAUAUUACCCCUUUGUUGCUCUUGUCCUCUUGUUCAAGGAGGACCGUAGAACACAGAUGAUUCCAUUCUGACUGUCCAGGACAUCCAUGAAUCGAGCUUAGCAUUGUCAAGGUCUCUAUAUGAUGUUACCAGGGACUGAUAAUAUGGGCAUGCCCUUUAAUAGGAAUACACAUUACUAGUCCACAGAGCGCUCCAAGAACCCCAAGCAGAGGUGAGAUGGUAUGCUAACUGACUCACCUGAAUGGCUAAGAGUAAAACAUGGUGUGAAAUUCAGUGCAUGGACUCUGAUGUUUCCACUGUGUGUGGCUAGAAUUACUCCUGAACUGUUCCCCUUUCCUUUCUCAGAAACUGGCAUUGUUUUCAAUCACUGCAACCCUGUUGUGGCUCCGACAACCCUCCCCACACCCUAAACAGACAACAGAAUUUUAUAUUUCAUGCCCACUCCUGAAAUCUAAUGGCUGGAAUGUGCCAUCCAUUUCUAGAGCUUAGUGAAGGGGAUGGAACCUGGCCUCCAUUCUCCACCAACACUUCUCACCUGAACAGAGGUGGGCUCCAUGGCUGUUAGAGUGGCAUUCCAAACCCUCAAACUCAUUCCUUGGCCCUUCAGACUGGCAUGAAAUGAUUGGCACUGGUGCAUCUGGAUGCUGCGAAAGGAAGGCAGGUGCCAACUCUGCGCGCAUUACUAACAGUUUCUGCUUCUCUUGUGCCAGCUAGAUCAUGGGGGAAGGUGGAGAAGAAAGCACAAUCAGUUUCUAGAUGCACCACGCAUGUCUCCUCCUGCUUAGUCAUAGCCUAGGUUAUCAAUCGGAUGUAAGUUCCUCUGAACAAGGGACAGAGUGCAAAGGGUCUGGAAAAUCUUUUCAUUGUUUUUUAAAGAGCAAGUUUUGUCUUUGUUGUUGUUUCAGAAAGCAGCAGUGGCCAUGCCUGCUGAAAACUCUCUGAUUCAGCAAACUGAGCUUUUGCUUCCUCAGAAGACUUCAUUGUUCUCUCCCCAACCUGCGGUUGUCUACUAUUCACUUGCCAUUUCUUUUUUUAAAAAAGAAUCUUGCUUUCCUCUUGCUCCUUUUUCACCUAAAUGCAAUCUCCACACACCAGCUCUGGAAAAACUCAUGGCUUUGGGAAAAUAAUGCUAACUAGUGGGACCCACAACAAAAUAGUGGGAUGCUGCUGUUCAGGUUCCCAGCCAUUCCAUUCUAUUCCACUCCCCUCCCUCUUCACCCCACCAUACCUACUGAGCAUGUGCUCAGCCCAAACUGGGUCAUUUGAGAGGUUCCCCCACAAGAUGUUAAGAUUUACUGUACGUACUUCCCAAAUCUUGCUCCCUCUUGUGUGUGAGUGUUGCCAUUUUGGCUACAUAAGAUGCUAUACUUGGAGGACCAUACGCCUAGCAAGCUCUCUGUUCUGCAGGCUUCCUUCACAGUGACUGUGUCAGCGUCCACCCCCCUCCCUCAUCCCACCACCUGCCAACUUUGUCCAUACCUGCAGAGCUAAUUUGUUCACCAAUUCUUCUUGCACCAGCCACUCUCUGCGCAUUCUGCACAUGACUCUGCAAGAGAAAACAAGUCCGAGACAUUCAGCCACUAGGUUCAGCUGUCUUGCUUUCUCCCAGGGACAAUGCCAAGGAGCUGCUCGCAAUCUCAGGCCCAUCCUACAAAAAUCCUGGUUUUGUGUUUUGUUGUGUUGGGGUAACAGGAAAGCAUAUCAGAAGGAAGCAGGCCUCUCAAACAUAACUGUCCUUUAUUGCUAUGUAACAAGAAUGCAAAAUGAAACUAACUGGAGCUUUGCAGAAUGCAAACUACAGGAGUUCAACAGGUCCAAAAAGUACUACAUCGAAGCAUAACGCCCCUUGGCCUACCCAAGACCCCUCUCCCCUUAGCAAACAAAAUAUUUUAACCAACCUAGAGGUGCCUGUUUGCAGUGUGGUCUCUGUAUUUUGCUGAUGGGACUCUGAUUUGGCAGCUGCUGUGGGCAGAGGGGGUUCUCUUACUUCCAUCACUUAGUGGCUCUAGUAACGCCACAGGAGGUGUGGCAGGGGCAUCCACUUUUGCCCACGACCCUGAGAUUAGGAGUCUCAUGCUCUACCAACUGAGCUAUCCUGUUUUAUUUCAGCGUAUUAUAAAAAUAUAUUUUGUAAUGGGUAUGAUUUUUUGUAUACAUUUGAAUAAUAUAUUUAAUAAAGCAAACUGCAAUGGG
This is a messenger RNA of Podarcis lilfordi (Lilford's wall lizard), 33892 nucleotides long. Lineage: Eukaryota; Metazoa; Chordata; Lepidosauria; Squamata; Lacertidae. The record is from the annotation of a GenBank genome assembly.